GCCCCCAGAUAGAUAGGGGUAUUUUUUUUCUUUUAGGAGAAGAAAAAAAUAGACCUAAAUGAAGAGAAACACCAACAAAGAAGGAGAGAGGCCUGCAGAGUCACGUGGGGGCAGAGACCAAUUGGGCCUCCGGCGCCCCCCCCCAGGGCGGGGAGGAGGAGGACGGACGGACAGGGCCAGCCUACUGUCCGCCCGCCGCCCGCCGUGGCGUGAAGGAGCCUGCGUGUGCCCGCGGUCUCCCUGCCCCACCUGGGCCGCCCGAGCCUCCCCGCGGACGCCCGUGCCCACCGGCCACCCUCGCCCAGCGUGGGAGCUCGCCUUCCGCUCCGCGGACGCCGCGGGCAUGGACUAUUCGUACGACGAGGACCUGGACGAGCUGUGCCCGGUGUGCGGGGACAAGGUGUCCGGCUACCACUAUGGGCUGCUCACGUGCGAGAGCUGCAAGGGCUUCUUCAAGCGCACGGUGCAGAACAACAAGCACUACACGUGCACCGAGAGCCAGAGCUGCAAGAUCGACAAGACGCAGCGCAAGCGCUGUCCCUUCUGCCGCUUCCAGAAGUGCCUGACCGUGGGGAUGCGCCUGGAAGCCGUGCGCGCCGACCGCAUGCGAGGCGGCCGCAACAAGUUUGGGCCCAUGUACAAGCGGGACCGGGCCCUGAAGCAGCAGAAGAAGGCGCAGAUCCGAGCCAACGGCUUCAAGCUGGAGACAGGCCCCCCCAUGGGGGUGCCGCCGCCCCCGCCCCCCCCGGACUACAUGCUGCCUCCCGGCCUGCACGCGCCUGAGCCCAAGGGCCUGGGCUCCGCGCCACCUCCCGGGCCACUGGGCGACUUUGGGGCCCCGGCGCUGCCCAUGGCCGUGCCCGGCGCCCACGGGCCCCUGGCUGGCUACCUCUACCCCUCCUUCCGCCGCGCCAUCAAGUCCGAGUACCCCGAGCCUUAUGCCAGCCCCCCGCAGCCCGGGCCCCCCUACGGCUACCCGGAGCCCUUCUCUGGAGGGCCUGGCGUGCCCGAGCUCAUCCUGCAGCUGCUGCAGCUGGAGCCGGACGAGGAGCAGGUGCGCGCGCGCAUCGUGGGCUGCCUGCAGGAGCCCGCCAAGGGCCGCCCCGACCAGCCCGCGCCCUUCAGCCUGCUGUGCAGGAUGGCUGACCAGACCUUCAUCUCCAUCGUGGACUGGGCACGCAGGUGCAUGGUCUUCAAGGAGCUGGAGGUGGCCGACCAGAUGACCCUGCUGCAGAGCUGCUGGAGCGAGCUGCUGGUGUUCGACCACAUCUACCGCCAGAUCCAGCACGGCAAGGAGAGCAGCAUCCUGCUGGUCACCGGGCAGGAGGUGGAGCUGACCACGGUGGCCGCGCAGGCGGGCUCCCUGCUGCACAGCCUGGUGCUGCGGGCGCAGGAGCUGGUGCUGCAGCUGCACGCGCUGCAGCUGGACCGCCAGGAGUUCGUCUGCCUCAAGUUCCUCAUCCUCUUCAGCCUCGAUGUGAAGUUCCUGAACAACCACGGCCUGGUGAAGGACGCGCAGGAGAAGGCCAACGCCGCGCUGCUCGACUACACCCUGUGCCACUACCCGCACUGCGGGGACAAGUUCCAGCAGCUGCUGCUGUGCCUGGUGGAGGUGCGGGCGCUGAGCAUGCAGGCCAAGGAGUACCUGUACCACAAGCACCUGGGCAACGAGAUGCCCCGCAACAACCUGCUCAUCGAGAUGCUCCAAGCCAAGCAGACUUGAGCCUGGCGGAGGGCGGAGAGGGCGGCCGGGCGGGGAGGGGCCGCGGCGCAGCCACCCGGGCCCUCCAGAGGGUUUAUUUCAUGACGCUGCCCCGGGAGCCCCACCCCACAGGCCCCUGCCCCCAGCUCGGAAGCCCUGUGUUCGGGAAGGCGGGUGUGGGUGGGCAGGGCCUGGUGGAGGGGUGGGCCCUGCUCAUCACAGCCUCCUGCCUGCCACGUGGAGCGCCCCAAGGAGGUGAUGCUGAUCACCCCCUCCUCCCCCUGCUCCCAGCUGUCUGUCCUGGAGUCUGGUGUGCAGGCCCAGGGGGGAGGUUUGGGGUUCCCUGUGGGUACCGCUGUGGCCCUUGGGUCAGAGGUCAUUCCUUCUCCUCCUGCAAACAGAGGCAGAGAGAGGUUAUGCGGGGGUCAACGGGGGGAGAAGUGGGGGUCUCCAGAGCCUCCCACAGACACCAGGAGGGCAGCCCUCUGUUUUGUGAACUGGGGUCAGCAAAAUUGGGCAGGCUGGUCAGGCCCUAGAGGACCCUGGGAGACUGCGUAGGACAAGAAGCCCUCCUCCCCGGCUCUCUACCCCCUCCCCGACUUCUGCAGGGGAAACUUUGCCAUGGGGCCUGGAAGAACAGCUCCAAUCGCCUUUCUCGCCUUCUCUCUCCAGAGGAGUGGCUGGCACAGUCAGCAUUCUUGCCCCGCCCCAAGUGGCCCGCCACGCUGGUAUUCACCUGCCUUUUUGUUUUGGUUGGUUUGGUUUUGAAUCUCCUAGCUACCCCUCGAAAAGUGUAUGUGGGGGGCAGAGGACAGAUCUGAGCACUGAGUCUGGGAUUUGGGGAUUAACACCAUGGUCUCUCCCUAAGCACCCUCGUACCAAGCACCCAUGGUGGUGCUGGGUCAUUAUUUCAGAGCCCCACUCCAAUCCAGAGGCGCUGUGGCUUGCCCCCACCCCACUAGAUGGGCAGCAGGAUGCGCUGGGUGGAAGCUCAGGAUCUCCAUGGGUAGGAAUGUGGGUGAACUUGGGGAGGGAGUGGGGGUCUCUAGGUCAGGGACAUUGGUGAUCAGCCUCUCCUCAUUGACCCUAUCGCAUUGGGUCCCUUGCCGCAACCCCCUGAAGCUGGGCCUUAGCUCCCUGGCCUCCUGCCCGGUGUCCUGACUCUCCGGCCCAGGCACUAGGGCGAGGCCUCGCUGUCCCCGUCCCCGUGUCGGGCCACUGUCUGUCCUGCUUUAAUGUUGCUGUUGCAGCUUGUGCUGACCUGCCCAUUUGGAAGUGACUGGGUAUCCCUACUCCCCCACCACCCUGCCUCAGCCCCUACCCUUGUCCACUGAAGCGUGUGCCCCUGUCAAGGUUGGAGACCCACAGCCCCCAAACGAGAAGUGCCCUUAAGAAGCUCCCCGGCCCUGCCACCCUGGAAUAAAUUUUGCAAUUAGUUUCCAGCUACCUUUGCCUGUUUACUUUCUGGGGCCAUAGCAGAACUUCCUAGGAAGGUUUGGGGGGCCUAGGGUAGGGCAGUGCUCUGAUUAGGAUGGAGGUGACACUCAGAUAACCUUUGAUUCAAAACAAUGGGGAGGCUGACUGGGGUGUGGGAACCAGAAUGGGGAACACCACUAUGUGGGCCCCACUUCAUCUCUGGGACCCCGCCAUCCACAGGAGACCUGGGAGAUGCUGGGGCCUUCUGGGGCUUCCAUCUUAGUUCCACCAUGGCCGUAAGAGUCAGUCCCCACCUUGGGCAGGAGGGAGCAUUUAAUGAGUACCUACUGCAUGCACCCCUCUCACUGUCCCUACUGUAGCCCUGAGAGGCAAGGAUUAUAACCUAAGUAGGAGGAGAUAUGCGAGGUGUACCCCAAUCACUAACCUGGAGGUGAAAUUCAGGCAAACCUGGGUCCACCCGGCUCCCGAGCACUGUCCCCUUCCUCUGUGCCGGGAAGGCCUU
Molecule: messenger RNA, 3641 nt
Organism: Talpa occidentalis (Iberian mole)
Lineage: Eukaryota; Metazoa; Chordata; Mammalia; Eulipotyphla; Talpidae
Gene: NR5A1
Product: nuclear receptor subfamily 5 group A member 1
Biological process (GO): hormone-mediated signaling pathway; regulation of transcription by RNA polymerase II; tissue development
Cellular component (GO): RNA polymerase II transcription regulator complex
Molecular function (GO): zinc ion binding; nuclear receptor activity; RNA polymerase II cis-regulatory region sequence-specific DNA binding
Source: RefSeq, a predicted model, not a curated record